Messenger RNA from Varroa destructor (honeybee mite), 4590 nucleotides. RefSeq names its product nose resistant to fluoxetine protein 6-like. The record is from RefSeq and is a predicted model, not a curated record. Gene Ontology annotation, molecular function: acyltransferase activity, transferring groups other than amino-acyl groups. NCBI's taxonomy places the organism in Eukaryota, Metazoa, Arthropoda, Arachnida, Mesostigmata, Varroidae.
AACGGUAAAACGCGCGAACGGCCCGGCUAGGCAAAACUACAGUUUGGCUGCCGCGCCGUCCCUCCAAUGCAGUGGAAGAAGUUCGUCAUUCCAGAGUGAUUUCAGCCUUGAAGCAAAGAGCACCAACAGUCGACCGCUACUUAGGUCCACAGAAAGGCCCCUUCUAUUGCGUCAUGCCAGUCUUUUGACUUCAGCUAUCGGUCGAAUAACGCUACCGCAAGUAGUCAUCGAUAGAAGAAAAUAGCAUCGUGCGCUCUUGCUUAGCACAGCCCAGUUUACCCAUCCGAGACUUCUGUCUGGAAGUUUACAACAGAUAAUAUAUUACAGUUUAUUCCAGUUCCGGUGAAACUAGAAUGUGGUACAUAAUGGGUGUAAUUGUUUAAACAGCAAUCUUGACAACUGAUAAUCGGCAAGAUGUACAUUUAGACAAGUCGAACGCGAUUUGCUUUAGUAUUUGCUUUCGGACUGGAGGGACGUCCUGAAACCCUGGCCUCCUUACAUUUAUUUAUAUGUGACCAUCCUGGAACUCGCGAUUGUUGGAACGUUUAAAGGCGGUCAGUGCGUCCCCCCCGCAGGCCUUGAAAGACUGUAGAAGUACACGGAGUACCUCUUUCGAGUAACCGUACCAACCGGUUCAGUUCUAUUUUCACUGCUGUCACAGUUCCAUUUCUUUUAUAAUAUUUCACUGCUUUCGAUAUUAUCGUGUGCUUUCACUGUGUGAACACUCAUGCUGUGAUCAGUGGCGCGUAUCUCGGUACACGGGAAGUCCGUGAUGUUAAAAACAAGAUAAAAGCGACGACGUUCCUAACGAGAUCGUUCAUAUCGGUCCGGUCUCCUGUGCGCCAUCGAAGUGCGUGGUCAUCGGCACCGUGGUGUCACCGAAGCAAGGUAACGACUGCACGUCAUCGAACCUCUAUUAGGAAUAUUUAGGGACGGGUAUUGCUUGUGGUGCGAAAAUCAACAGCUUCCUGGGAAAACUGAAAUAAUUUGUGAAGCCGUGGUCAAUAGCUGGCCAGUAGAACGGGUUGGUCUUACGUCUGUAUAAUUUAGCGGUGUUUGAUGUGUUUAUUUAGUUUGUUACUAAGUGACACUAUCCAGUUGAUCGAUUGCUGUGCAGUGCUGAGCAGUACAUGGUAAUAAUUUCACAUCAGCUAUAUACAGUUGGGAAAAAUGAGGAUGCUACUCGUUCGCCACAAUCGGUCUAGGAUCUACCUAGGACUGGUUGUUGCUUUCGUGGUCCUGGCUAGGGCGGCCGAAGCUCAAAAUGAUACAACGACACCAGGAGAGACUGACGAUACGACAACGACCGAAGAACCAACGACAACGCUUGUGCCAGUUCGUCAAGCCUGGGCGAAGCUCGAAAAUGGAAUGAAGAAGGUUAUUGAUGAACAACUCAGGAAAUUUUUGCCACGGAUGUUACGCGCCUCAUCAGAGGCCGAUAUGAGUGCUGAAUGCCAGGCUGCUAACUUCAAACUGUUCCAGGGACUCCGUGGCCUGAAAGCUUGGGCUUUUCAGAUGAUCGAUGCCUCGGGGCGUCCAUCGGCCGGUAUGCUCACAGGAACCUUGACGGACUUCGGUAAUUACGACGAAUGCUUGCGCGUCCGCGUUCAGGAUGAUGACGACGGCAAUGAAAUCUACAGAGGCAAAUACUGCACACUUAAGUUCACCGCACCGCUACCUCCGAGACCUAAACGUAUCCACUAUGAUAUGGACAUUUGGGCCACUCUGGGUGACAAUCACACCCUGCCGAGGGGCGGACUACUCGAACAUAUGGCGCCCCACUCAAUUUAUUUUUACCAUUUAAAUUCACAGUUGGGUAUCUGUAUACCCAGCGAGUGCUCGAGCGAUGACAUUAAAAAUCUAGCCAAUAUCAUGCUGAAAAGUAUCAACUGGACGGUAGCAGUCUCCGACUGCGAUGUCGACGAAGACUCGAUCGAGGUUCGGCCUGGCCAAAAAAUUGCCAUCGUCGCACUCGGCACAAUGGCUGUACUUACUAUUCUAGGUACUAUUGUGACAGCCCUGUAUCGGGUAACAAGCGGUGCCGACGAAACACACAGGCCCUCUGGUUUCUUGAUGGCAUUUUUCUGUGCUUUCUCCGUGUACGAAAAUUCCGUGAGGUUGUUCUCCACGAGACAACAGCCAGGUACACUAAGUGUAAUGCACGGAAUCAAGUUCUUCAGCAUAUGCUGGGUGAUACUUUGCCACGCGUACAUCUUCACAAAUCCCGAAGUUGUGGUUUCUCUCCAGAAUAUUCAACGCGAGCCGUUUAAAUGGUCAUUCCAGCUGUUAAUGUCUGGAUGGCUGGCUGUCGACACCUUCUUUAUGCUCGGGGCGUUAACGUUAGCUUAUGGCAGUAUGAAGUACAUGCAACAACAUAACGGAAAACUUUCAAUCUUCAUGUACUUCUUCCACCGUCUUUGGAGACUUGUGCCACCGCUGGGAUUCUCGAUUUGUAUCAUGGUUGUUCUACCCUUACUCGGGCGGGGUCCUCUAUGGAAAAAGAUGGUAGAGUAUCAAGGUUUGAAGUGCGAAUCAUCGUGGUGGCAGACGUUGCUCUUCAUCGCCAACUGGUCAACGAGCUACGAGACUCUCUGUUUAGAAACGACAUGGUAUCUUCAGUGUGACCUUCAACUAUACGCUACUGCUUUGUUGGUCAUAUUGCCGAUGUAUCGUCGACCGGCCCUUGCCACUUUGAUUAAUAUUGGUUUGCUGCUAGUAAGCAUCGCCAUAUUCAUGGUUGUUGUUAUCAAACACGACUUUCCACCGAUUAUGAUUUUCCUCCAUCCCGAUAUUGAGCUAAUCAAAGAAGAAGCUCAUAUUCUCUACUACAGGCCGUACACUCAUUAUGGGCCCUAUGCGGUCGGCCUCUUUAUGGGCUAUCUGAUGUUCAAGACGCCAAAAUGGAGAACAAAUACCCUGCUUGUCGUCAUCGGCUGGAUUAUAGCCAUGGGAGGGCAAUGGGCUAUCAUAUACGGUAUCCUUCCGUGGCAUCAUCGUUAUGACAGCCUCGGUCUUCCGCAGUACCUCUAUGCGGCUACUCACCGAACAUUGUGGUCCAUCACCGUUGCCUAUAUCGUAUGGGCAGUCCAUUUCGGCUAUGGAGGAUGGAUUGGUCAGUUCCUCACGUGGAAAGCGUUUGUUCCCCUUUCUAGACUGGUGUUCAUGACGUACCUGGCCCACCCGAUUGUCAUGUAUUACAAACGCGGAGCUGCUAAAGAAAGGUUUUAUUUGAGGCACUUUCCUGAAAUGACGUGGCAAUAUCUUGGCGAUACUCUCUUUUCCUUCGGUUGCGCCUAUGCGAUGUCGAUGAUGUUCGAAGUACCUAUUAUCAACCUUGAGAAAAUUAUCCUAAAACCUCUACUUGGUGGAGGUAGUGGCCGUGACGGGCGGCACCGAAUGGCAGAACGAACGAAACGCGCGAAUGGCCGAGAUCUCUCUCGGGUUUACCGUCAGGAUAUAGAUAUGAAUUCUCGCGAAUAUCAAAUGGAUCAAAUGGCCAUAACUGGCUAUAGAAGAACCAUCCCUGAAAGACUGUAACGCCCGGAUAGUAACUGAUCUUCUAGUCGCCAGCUCAUGAUUAGCUGGCUAAACAAAUGCUUGCCAAUCCGUAUCAUGAGUGAAUUAUAUAUUAAAAUAUGAGCAGAUCUAUCUCAGGCUACAGCCAGAUGAUAUGAGAGGCAACCCUCAAUGUGUAGAACCCUGAAAUUCGAUAAUUCGCGACGAACUGUCAAAACCAUAGACCUUCCAUGAUACUCUAUAGGUCUCUCGAAUCCAAAGUCCGAUGGUAGGGGUCAUACGAUGAUCCAUUUGACAAAAGAAUUUUCCGUACACGUAUCAAGUUCUCGUGUGUUGCGUUUCUAAACGUCUGUGAUGAUGCUGGCUUUGAAUGAUGAAACCAGCUCAUGCCAGAUGAAUUAUUUAAGUCAAGCAACACUUUAUCCUUCGAACCACAAUAACUUCAGAAAUUGUCAUCCUACGAUGUAAAAAAUAUCUAGAUUUUAUUUAAAAGAUAAAACUCAUAUUUUGGAACUAGCUUGGAUAAACUUUUUCAUCGAAACAAGUACCAAUACACGUCUACUCCAACGUCUGUACUGGAUCAGGGUAUCCGAAACAAUGAUAAGGAGCUAUUUUUAAAAGCUCUACAUUUUGCAGUAUGAUAUAAUAAUAAUAACACGAUUCAAUAGUAACAGGCGAAAUGAACAGAGUUUAUAUAGGCUGUGAGCGCGUGCAAAGGUUACGUGAACAUCACUCGUUACGUAUGUAAAAAGAAAGGAGAUGCAAAAAUGCACAGAGUGAGAACCGUUGCCGGCUCCAUCCAUCAUCAUGCACUCAUGGAUCAAUGGACCUGGGAGCUUGCGUCGAACGAGUCGCAUUAAAAGUGUUUUAGCAUUCGGACAAAGGUCAUUUUAACUUGUACUUUGUGACACUAUGCUAUCGAAUGAUGUGUUGAAAUGUUCCGGUUCAUAAUCUGCUAGGUACGUCUGGAUGAAUGUCACAUGAGAAGCUCAAUCAUUCCUCUAAUGAAGAAACAAUUUGUGUUAUAAACAAAGAUGCGCAAGGUGUUUGUUACGAAAAUAAAAACAAGUUAAG